AUGACAAACAAGCGGUGUGAAGUCCUCCUGGGUAGUGGAAACUACUUCCACUGGGAGUAUAACAUGCGCAUGACGUUGGCGCGCAAGGGGCUGCUGGUGCACGUUCAAGUCAUCAAGAAAGAAGAAGAGAUGACGGAUGCCUGGCUGUUCAACGACGCUAAGGCACUGGGUAUCAUCGCUCAAGGCAUAGAGCUACAGCACCAGACCAAGAUACGAUCGGCGACGACAGCUAUGCACGCGUGGGUCAUCUUGCGGGACUUCUACAACCGCACCACGCUCCACAAUCGUGUCGAGAUGACACGUCGUCUGCAUGAGUUCAAGAUGGAGAAUGGUUCGACCAUGUCGAAGCACUUGGAUGCCUUUGAAGAGCUUGUUGUCGGCCUCCAGACACUUGGAGAGCCAGUCGAUGACUCUCGGCAGCUAGUGGUGCUGCUUAGUAGUCUUCCGACGGACUAUGAGCUCAUCUCGUCAAUUGUAGAGAAUUCCAAGGACAUUACGCUCAUCGAGGUCAAGGAAAAGCUGCUCAAGGAGCAUGAACGAUUGCAGAGGAAGGAGACUACGGAGAAGGCGUUUCCUGUAAGCAGCAACGGUAGACGGUUCAAGGGAGGCCAAGGUAACGGCCGCAAGGGAAACUAUCUACGGAAAACCAACACCGGAAUUAAAGGCAAGUGCUUUAAGUGUGGUCAAGUCGGACACUAUAAGCGGGACUGCCUGAAGCGUAGCAAUGGCGAGGAAGAAGGUGCUGUGUUUGCUGCUGGUGAGUUGCAAUGCGAAGAAUGGCUUAUCGACAGCGGGGCUACGUCGCACAUGACACCACAUCGGAGCGGUAUAUUUGAGUACAAGGAGUUGAAGACUGGUCAACAAGUCUCUAUCGCUGAUGGCAAGAAGCUGCAGGUAGCUGGAGUGGGAACAGUCAAGCUGAAAAGUCUAGACGGUCGACGGAUAAUGAUGGUCGAGGUCAUGCACAUACCAGGACUUGACAAACGAUUGCUGUCCGUUGGCAAACUGGCAGGACGAGGCAUGAGGGUGGAGUUUCAAAGCUCGUCCUGCAUCAUUUGGAGUGCCAAGCGCGCGAUUGCAAGCGGCAAGAAGAUUGGCAAGGCGUACUUCCUGGAUUGCGAACAAGAAGAAGCCCGGCUUGUAGAAUACGCAGGGGCUGAAAGUGAGUGGGAGCUUUGGCACGCUCACUUGGGACACCCCGGAAGAUCUGGUAUGGACAAGACACAGCGCGCUACGAGUGGUAUGCCGGCGGUAAAGCAGGGCAUCGAGAAGCUGUGCAGUGGAUGCAUGAAGGGCAAGCUGACGAUCGAUACAUUCCCGUCUCAAUCGCUAACAAGGACGUCACGUGUGUUGGAACUAGUACACACGGACGUGAUGGGACCGAUGAAGACGGUCUCAAAGGGUGGUGCACGAUUCGUAUUGACAUUCGUAGACGACUACUCAAGAUUUGUGGCAGCGUACUUCAUGAAGCACAAGAGUGAGGUGGCCGCAAGGCUUAGCGAGUUCAAGGCUUUCUAUGAGAAUCAAUGGGGCAAGCACUUGAAGUGUAUACGGUCGGAUAACGGGACGGAGUUUGUCAACAAGAAGAUUGCCCAUAUAUGCGCCCGUAAUGGUAUCAUGCACCAGCGGACAGUACCAUAUAGUCCGCAACAGAACGGCGUUGCGGAACGCAUGAAUCGCACUAUCAUGGAGAAGGCAAGGAGCAUGCUGUACUACAAGGGUAUCGACAUGCAGUGGUGGGCAGAGGCGGUCAGUACGGCUGUGUACUUGAUCAACAGAUCCACAAACUCUGCAAAUUCGGACGUAACACCGUUCGAGGUUGGUUUCAAGAUGAAGCCGAGUAUUGAGCAUUUGCGUGUGUUUGGAUCGCAAGGGUAUGCUCACAUUGACGACGCCAAGAGGACGAAGCUCGAACCAAAGAGUUACCGGUGUAUGUUCCUCGGAUAUGCGGAGAACACCAAGGGAUACAGGGUGUUCAAUCUGGAAAGGUCGAAGGUUGUCAUAUCGCGCUCCGUAAAGCUGGACGAGCGGGAAGUUGAAGGCAUAUACGACACGGUGGUACCAGAUAAAGUACCAGUCGUCAAGUAUAUUAGGGACACUGAUGAAGCAGUGAUUCCGGUGGUUCGUCCGUAUGAUGGAGACGAGACGAUGGAAGAUGUCGAAGAAAGCGCUCCUGAUGUCGAGAUGGACGAGAUAGAAUCGGCUCCAUUCGAAACAGGUAUCAUCAUACCUCAAGUACUCGAUCCAGAAACUCAAGAACCAAGAGGCGAUGAGAUAACGGGAUAUCAAGCUCCGAGACAAGCUUUUCAGGAGGACAGGUUGGUAUUUCAGCCGGAGAUAAAUCGGACAAGACGCUCACGAGACAGAAUGCUGCUGCUUGAGAAUGGGAAUAGCAGUGAAGACACGUCAGAAGGUAGCGAUGAACCACCUUCUCCAAAGCGUGCAAGAAUUGAUGACGAAGGUCUCAUUGCAGAGGCUGUAUUAGCCUAUGCUGCAAGCGUUGGCGAGGCGGACGACGCUCCAUCAACAUACAGCCAAGCGUUAAAAGGCGAAGACAACAGCAAGUGGAUUCCAAGCGGAGCUCAAGGCGCACGCCGAUAA
Peronospora matthiolae is the source of this 2601-nucleotide messenger RNA. The record is from the annotation of a GenBank genome assembly. Lineage: Eukaryota; Oomycota; Peronosporomycetes; Peronosporales; Peronosporaceae.